This is a messenger RNA of Medioppia subpectinata, 582 nucleotides long. The record is from the annotation of a GenBank genome assembly. NCBI's taxonomy places the organism in Eukaryota, Metazoa, Arthropoda, Arachnida, Sarcoptiformes, Oppiidae.
CGAGUGUUUCGGAUCUCCGAUCACGACAUCGACUCCGAAGACUGUUUGACAGUAUCUGAAAGACAACGCGUUUUGCUCUUCCAAUUGGAAAGUCUUCACUCCAUUGAAAGAGGAGUGUUGUUUGGAUACCCGAAUGUCAAGCUAUAUCCGGGACAGUCUAUCCUGCAAGUCUGUCAGCGCGAGAAUAUUAUCACCGAAUACUUCCCACUCCACGAGUCGUCAACUUUGGACGAACUCAAGAAGAAGUGGUGCUUUUCGUGGAAGAAACAGCCAAUUCACGAUAUUCGUAACUAUUUUGGAGAGAAGAUUGCAUUUUAUUUUGCAUUUUUAGAGUUCUAUACUUAUAGUCUAUUAAUUCCGGGAUUGUUUGGAUUCUUUCACUUCCUAUUUCUCGACGAAAUGAAUAUAUUUUGCGCUCUUUUUUAUAUGCUUUGGAUUCCCGUAUUUCUCGGACAAUGGAAGAGAAAGUCCAAUGACUUGGCCUUCAGAUGGGGAACCAUUGGUGACGUGCAACUGGAGGGCCCGCGACCAACAUUUCGCGGCAAAACCAUGAAAACUGAUCCCAUAACCAAACAAUUGACU